Molecule: messenger RNA, 1182 nt
Organism: Brassicogethes aeneus
Lineage: Eukaryota; Metazoa; Arthropoda; Insecta; Coleoptera; Nitidulidae
Source: the annotation of a GenBank genome assembly
AUGGGCUUAAUUGACCGUUUCCUGAGAACGAAGCCGAGCUCCGCCGGAGCGCUCCCCUUGAGUGAAAAGGGCGGCCCGAAGGAGGGCGCAGUGCCGCCCGAAUCGGGGGGCAAUUUGGGAAUAUUAGACGUGGCGGCCGCCCUACGCUGGAUCAAGAUUAACAUCGCCGCUUUUGGAGGCGAUCCCGGCAGAGUUACGCUAGUGGGACACGAUACCGGAGCCGCGCUGGUCAAUUUGCUCUUCAUUUCACCGUCCUCGAAAGGUCUGUUCAAGCGUGUGGUGCUGUUAAGCGGCACCGCCCUCAGCCCCUGGGCAACGAUACACGAUGCCGAUAGUUUGCGCGUCAGCGUCGGCCGACAGACCGGCUGUCUGCAGCAGCAACAGCAGGAAGAAUCGCAGGACACGGAGGACAUCGCAGCGUGUCUCAGGUCAAGGCCCCUUCAAGCCCUUUUGGACAUCCAGCUAGAAACCGUGCGCUUCAUGCCACGCAUAGCGCCAUCACUGCCAAUCGACCUGGACACCCCGGACCCAGCCUAUGCGAUGGAGCACGCCAGCGAGAACUUCAUCACCUCGGAACUGAUGCUGGGCAUCACGACGACGGAAAGUUACGGCGACUUUAACGCGAACGACAUUCAGUACGGUUUCGAGGAGGACCAGCGUAAUCGAGUGUUGAGGACGUACAUACGUAACGCGUACGUAUACCAUUUGAACGAGAUCUUUUCCGCGGUGAGGAACGAGUAUACGGACUGGGAUAAGCCCAUACAGCAUCCGAUUAACAUUAGGGAUUCGACGAUGGAAGCGCUGAGUGACGGACAUACAGUGUCGCCUUUGGUGCGGGUUGCCUAUUUGCAUGCCCGGCGCGGGGCCAAGACUUAUUUUUUCCAUUUCGGGUAUCAGACUAAGGAAAGUGACUAUCCUCAAGAUCUCACCUACAUCCUGGGCCUCCCUUUAGUCGGAGGACAGCCCCACUUCCCCCAAAACUAUACGCGACAAGACAUGGGAGUGGCGGAGGCGACGCUGGUGUUUUUCAGCAAUUUCGCCAAGAGCGGAGAUCCCAACGGGCCGGGUGUGCACAAGGACGUACCGGAUUACGGCACGCCGAGGGAGAAGACGCGAUACCGAGGACUUACAUGGGAUCCCUACGAGAUUGGAACGCAGUUCUACCUAAGCAUUAGUAAGUAG